Babesia ovata is the source of this 507-nucleotide messenger RNA. Its product is annotated as cytochrome c oxidase subunit. Gene Ontology annotation, molecular function: copper ion binding; cytochrome-c oxidase activity. The record is from RefSeq and is a predicted model, not a curated record. Gene Ontology annotation, biological process: ATP synthesis coupled electron transport. The transcript has a single exon. The coding region runs from base 1 to 507 and encodes 168 amino acids. Lineage: Eukaryota; Apicomplexa; Aconoidasida; Piroplasmida; Babesiidae. Gene Ontology annotation, cellular component: membrane.
AUGUGGCCGUUUGAGGGUAGAUUCGACUUUUUUGGAUUUCUGAGGCCGAGGGUGGCGCACGGCGAGGCGCCAGCCGCCGACCGGCCCCGGAUGUCGGCGGAGGAGCGGUAUCCUCUCCCCGAGAAGUAUGCGGAGAACCCGGACUUGAUCCCGAAGUACUACGCGUUUCAGUCCAACUUGGUGACCGAUGAAGACCUGCUACCGGGUAUGCUUCGCCAGCUGGAGGUCGACAAGCGUCUGACUCUGCCUACGCGUACUCAUAUACGCUUUCUGAUCACUGCGACCGACGUCAUUCACACGUGGUCCGUUCCAAGUCUCGGAAUCAAGGCUGACGCCGUGCCUGGCCGCCUACAUCGCGUGAACACGUUCAUAAUGCGCGAGGGCGUAUUCUACGGCCAAUGCUCUGAGAUGUGCGGGACGUUGCACGGCUUCAUGCCCAUUGUCGUCGAGGCCGUUGCGCCCGAGACCUAUGCGGCGCAUGCCAAGAAGUACUAUCGCGAUGACUAA